Fonsecaea nubica is the source of this 1152-nucleotide messenger RNA. RefSeq lists its product as hypothetical. Bases 1 to 1152 code for a protein of 383 amino acids. NCBI's taxonomy places the organism in Eukaryota, Fungi, Ascomycota, Eurotiomycetes, Chaetothyriales, Herpotrichiellaceae. The transcript has 4 exons. Gene Ontology annotation, biological process: L-histidine biosynthetic process; L-tryptophan biosynthetic process. Gene Ontology annotation, molecular function: 1-(5-phosphoribosyl)-5-[(5-phosphoribosylamino)methylideneamino]imidazole-4-carboxamide isomerase activity. Gene Ontology annotation, cellular component: cytoplasm. The record is from RefSeq and is a predicted model, not a curated record.
AUGACCCGAUUCCGACCCUGCAUUGACCUCCAUGCCGGCCAGGUCAAACAGAUCGUCGGCGGCACCCUGAGCGCCCAGGAAUCCGAGCUGAAGACCAACUACAUCUCGCACCAUCCGGCUGGACACUUUGCGACUCUCUACCGCGACGCCGAUCUGUCGGGCGCUCAUGUUAUCAUGCUGGGGCCGGGUAACGAACAGGCUGCGAAGGAGGCUCUCGCCGCCUGGCCAGGACGCCUUCAGGUGGGUGGUGGCAUCACCGACGCCAACGCAAAGGAAUGGAUCGACGCUGGCGCCGAGAAGGUCAUUAUCACGUCGUUCCUGUUUCCGAGCGGCCGCUUUUCCCUGGAUCGACUGAAAUCCGUGCUCUCGAAGCUGGGAGACGACAGGGACAAACUCGUCAUCGACCUCAGCUGCAGGAGGAAGGGCGAUACGUGGUUCGUCGCCAUGAACAAAUGGCAGACCAUCACCGAGAUGGAGAUCACCAGAGAGAGCAUCAGGAUGCUCGAGCCCUAUUGUUCGGAAUUCCUCAUCCAUGCAGCCGACAACGAAGGUCUUCAGCAGGGCAUCGAUACAGAGCUCGUCACGAGGUUAUCCGACUGGUGCACGAUACCGGUGACAUAUGCUGGCGGCGCCCGCACGGUGGCGGAUCUGGAUCUGGUGAAGCAAUGUAGUCAAGGCAAGGUCGAUUUGACCAUCGGCAGUGCAUUGGACAUUUUUGGCGGAAGUGGAGCCAGAUUCGAAGACUGUGUCAGGGCUUUCUCCCAUCACGACGUCGACGCCAUCGCUGUUGCUUCUUACAAGGCUGUCCAAAGUCUUCUGGGGCACUUCUUCGCCGCCAGCGUCCUGCUCAGCAGCAAUAGUCUCAUCAGCACUACCCAUUCCGCCGUCCAGAUCCAUGUCCUCCACUACCGCAUCAUUCCUCCGGUAUCCCAGCUUGAUCAUCCAUGUCUGGCCGUCUACCUCCCUUUCUACCUCAUAUCCAACCUCGGCUUCCUCGACGAAUUCGCCUCUGUGAAAUAUCCGUCGUCCAGCCCCCCAUCUACACCAGCCUGCGGCAUUCUUCUUUCCUCUGAUCCUCCACUUGCGGUUCCUAUGCAUCAGCUCGCUCGCUCGCGUGAUGCUUUCCAGCAAAACAUCCCAGUCCAACAUUGA